AUGGCGGUAGCUGGCAGCUCCGAACAACUACCCGGACUGACCAGUAUGCUUCAUCGACGCCGUCUGCGAACCCUUUGCCGGCGCUGCCAGUACGGUCGAGCUGCUGCCGCGCUGACAAAAUUCUAUCCCCAGGUGGUCGAGCGUUAUCCGGAGCUGUUGGUCCAGUUGCGCUGUCGUCAGCUGGUUGAAAUGAAUCACAUCGCACCCAUGGAUGUGGACAGCUACCCGCAAAGUGACGGUGCCAGCAAACCCGAUCACCUGAGCCCCAAAAGUGCAUCCGUGCCGCUCGAUGUGAACGGCGGUGGCGUCGGCGCAUCCGACCAUAGCGUCCUGCAAAAUGGCUGUAAAAAUAUCGAGCCCGCAGUAGUACCAGAGUUG
Molecule: messenger RNA, 378 nt
Organism: Dibothriocephalus latus
Lineage: Eukaryota; Metazoa; Platyhelminthes; Cestoda; Diphyllobothriidea; Diphyllobothriidae
Source: the annotation of a GenBank genome assembly